Molecule: messenger RNA, 2496 nt
Organism: Rosa rugosa (rugosa rose)
Lineage: Eukaryota; Viridiplantae; Streptophyta; Magnoliopsida; Rosales; Rosaceae
Product: L-type lectin-domain containing receptor kinase S.6
Exons: 1
Coding region: 291-2348 (685 amino acids)
Biological process (GO): protein phosphorylation
Cellular component (GO): plasma membrane
Molecular function (GO): carbohydrate binding; protein kinase activity; ATP binding
Source: RefSeq, a predicted model, not a curated record
CAAGCGGCUCUUUGCACAAAAUAAAGCAUCAGGAGGCUCUUCUAGCUUCGACUAGUGCAAAAGCCCAAAACCCCAAAUCAGACGGCCACAGAUUUUCUCCUUCCUGAUCAAGUAAAUUGGGGCUUUUCUUUUCCCUCUCAAAUCGUUUCCUCUUCCCUCUCUUUCCUCUCUCGCUCUCAGGCAUCAAGAUUGGUUCAAGCAAGCGAACCCAGAACUUCAUCUCUUUUCCCAGAAAGUUCUUUUCUUUACUGCUCUCUGAUGCACCCGUCUCUCUCUGCGUCUGGUUCACAAUGACAAUGCAUUCAUACCCAUUUCUCUUCUGGACCCUUUUCUUUAUCUUCUUCAACCUCACUUUCCCUCCUUCACUCUCUCACCCACUUCCCCCUCCAACCCCAUCAAACAACAUCACCCUCUUCGGCGACGCCUCCAUUACCCACAACGCCAUUAGUCUCGCUCAGCCGCUCUCCACCUGCCCCAGUACCAACACCUCCGAGGUUCGGGUCGGAGAAGCCUUCUAUUCCAACCCAGUUCGUUUUCUUGACCCCAAAACCAAAGACUUCGCCUCUUUCUUGAGCCGCUUCACUUUCUCGAUCACCCAAUUGUGCUCUUCCGGAGACGGCAUGGCGUUUGUGAUCACCUCUAAUAUGGAGGGUUUCAGCUCCUCAAAAGGGUUCAUGGGUCUCCCCCAAGAUUCGUUCUUUGCUGUGGAAUUUGAUACCAGUUUUGACCCUGUGGUUGAUGACAUUAAUGGGAGCCAUGUUGGUAUUGAUCUCAACACUGUUGAGUCUGUGGCUUCUGUUAAUGCAGGGAUUGAUUUGGUGGGUGGGAAGGAGAUUACUGCUUGGGUUGAGUAUAGAGAUGAUCUGAAGUUGGUUCGGGUUUGGGUCGGGUACUCGUUGGAGAAUAAGCCUCCGAGUCCGGUUAUUGUGGCCCAGAUUGACCUCUCGAAGCAGUUCAAGGAGUUGGUGUAUGUGGGGUUCUGUGCCGCAAAUAGGAAGGGGUCUUCGGCCUACAUUGUUGAUAGUUGGAGGUUCAAGACUUUUAAUGGGUCUCUGCCUUCUGUGAUUCCUAUGGAUUUUUGGGAGGAGCAGGACUGUUUCAUGUGUGGAGAUUCGAGUAUCGACAUCACUUCUGUUCAUGUAAGGAAAACAAGGAUAGUGGUGGAGAUUGCUUUCGGGUUGGUAGGUUUAGCUGCAUUUGUGUUAUCCGUAGGUGCAGUUUUGGUGAUUUGUUGUGUGUGUGCAAAGAGGAGGAAGGGGAGUGGCGGAAGAAGUAGACGAGGGCCGAGUUGUAGAGUUGAGACGAGUAGAGUUCCAAUGAGUUUGUCACUGGCGGAGAUAACAUCAGCUACAAUGGGGUUUGAUAGAAGCAGAAUUGUUGGGGAAGGAGCAACAGCUAAGGUUUACAGAGGGUCUCUGUUAUCUGGUGGAGAAGUGGCAGUCAAAAGGUUCGGAAGGGCUAAUGGGAUUGAUCGUUUGGGUAGUCCUUUUACUACCGAGUUUGCAACAAUGGCAGGGUGUUUGCGGCACAAGAAUUUGGUUCAGCUUCAUGGCUGGUGCUGUGAGGGUAAUGAGCUAGUUCUGGUGUAUGAGUUCAUGCCGAAUGGAAGCCUCAACAAAAUUCUCCACAGAAGCUUCAAUUUGGCUGUUGUCUUAUCUUGGAAGCAAAGACUAAAUAUCGUUCUUGGAGUUGCAUCUGCGCUUGUAUAUCUUCAUGAGGAGUGUGAGAGGCAGAUAAUUCACAGAGAUGUUAAAACUUGUAACAUAAUGCUAGAUGCAGAAUUUAAUGCGAAGCUUGGGGAUUUUGGUCUAGCAGAAGUAUAUGAGCACAGUUCCAUCACAAGAGAAGCGACCAUACCAGCUGGAACAAUGGGAUAUCUUGCUCCUGAAUAUGUUUACUCUGGUGUUCCAACUGUUAAAACCGAUGUCUACAGCUUUGGUGUGGUGGUGUUAGAGGUGGCGACGGGUAGAAAGCCAGUGGAGGAUGAUGGUACAGUGAUUGUUGAUUCAGUUUGGGGCCUGUGGGAAAUGGGGAAACUGAUUGAAGCUGCUGAUUCAACGCUGACUGGAAAGUUUGACAAGGUAGAGAUGGAAAGGAUGCUGAUGACUGGACUUGCUUGUGUGCACCCAAACCAUGUGAAGAGGCCAACAGUUAAAGAAGCUGCAAGGAUAUUACAAGGAGAAGCGCCACUUCCUGUAUUGCCUGCAAGAAAACCUAGGGUGAGCAUUCGACCUGUUUUUCAUGAUGAUACUGAAGAAAUCCGAAAUUUCUGUGCUGGUAGGUUCAGCCUUGAACUUGAUGAUGUACCAUACAUGACCCCCAAGAGCCAAUUUGGCAAUGAUCAGUAGAUCAGAAUAGGCCAAUUUGGCUUAUGAAAGAUGGUGUUUUAGGUUAGCCAAUUUGUUGGAAGUAUCAUUAGAAUGUAUUCAACAUCCUACAGAACUGAAAUACUCAUUGUUUUACAUAACAAGAAGAUAUCAUAUAUCAUUUUUUUUU